AUGAGCAAGAAGAAGUUCUUUGGCGCCUCCGACAUGAAGAUCGGCCUCAUCGGCGACGAGGACACCGUAGCCGGCAUGGUCCUGGCGGGCAUCGGCCACGUGGACGGCCAGGGCAAGAAGAAUUUCCUCGUGGUGGACAGCAAAACCCACCAGAAGGACGUCGACGAGAAGUUCCACGAGCUGGUCUCGCGGAGGGACAUCUCCAUGGUCCUGAUCACGCAGGGCUGCGCAGAGCAAAUCCGCUACGCCAUCGACGAGUACAGCGCCAGCGGGCAGGUCGUCCCCGCCGUCCUGGAGAUCCCGUCGAAGGACAGCCCGUACGACCCGAGGACCAGAAGGAUGCGAUCAUGCAGCGCGUGGCGUUCUUCCGGCCGAGCGCCAUGGCGGAGAUGGGCAUCGACGCGUGAGCGCGCUGCGGCCGCUGCUGAGGUCUGCAGCCCUCCGACAGGGACGAGCAACGUCCUGCCGGAGGCGCGGUGGCCAUGCUCGUGUAGAGAGGCAGGCACGGGCGGGAGGAAUGGGCACGGUGAGAAUGGGGAAGCUGAUUGGGGAAGGGGCAGGUAG
Prorocentrum cordatum is the source of this 564-nucleotide messenger RNA. NCBI's taxonomy places the organism in Eukaryota, Dinophyceae, Prorocentrales, Prorocentraceae. The record is from the annotation of a GenBank genome assembly.